AUGGAGCUUCACAUCUCUGAACACGACGAAGCUGGUAGAGAUGUAGCAGCCUACGUCUCCUCCAAAAGCAGCGACAGGAUCGAAUUCAUCAAGACAAAGGAGCAAAGCAGUCUAUGGAUGCGGCUACUCGACGUGUUUUUGCCGGCGGGCUAUCCUCACAGCGUGACCCGUGAUUACAUGUGGUACCAGAUCUACGAUUCUCUACAAGCCUUCUCAAGUUCCAUUGCCGGACUGCUUGCUUCUAGGGCUGUGCUUCAAGGUGUCGGAGUCGGUGAUGCCUCGGCGUCACCAACAUCUGCCCUUCUCCUCUCUGUGGUCCAAGAGAGCAUGGGCCGAAUAGCAACGAUUCUCUUCGCCCACAGGCUCGGUACCUCGCUCGAGCCUGAAUGCAAAAUGUACAGGCUUGCCGCGGACGUCUUCAAUGACACGGCUAUGAUUUUUGACUGCCUCUCCCUUGCACUGCCUAAAGCGCUAAGGGUAAUUUUACUCAGCUUCUCAAGCGUCUUGAGGGCGUUGUGUGGGGUUGCUGCCGGCAGUUCCAAGGCUAGUUUGAGUGCUCAUUUCGCAAAAUGGGGCAAUCUAGGAGAAUUGAACGCAGUGAGUCCGCCAUUUUCCUUCCGGGGCGGGUGGCCAGUCAUCAGAGGGGAGGGAAGACCAUCUCGUGUGUUUACCACCCCCGAUUCCGUGCAGCCUUGGCUACGACGUACGGGGUUGCUUGUCGCGCAUAGCAGCCAGAACCAUCACUAA
Molecule: messenger RNA, 747 nt
Organism: Letharia columbiana
Lineage: Eukaryota; Fungi; Ascomycota; Lecanoromycetes; Lecanorales; Parmeliaceae
Exons: 5
Coding region: 1-747 (248 amino acids)
Source: RefSeq, a predicted model, not a curated record